AGGUUACAGGCAUGAUAUUAUGAUUUUGCAUUUGGGCAUAUGCAAUUUUUAUGGGAUUCGUCUUUGUUGAACGUUGUGUAUGAGGUACCUGCGAGUUUUAAUGCAGUCUAUUUCCAGGUUGAACCAGUCAGCUGCGUCCAUGUGCUGGUUGCCCCGGCUCCUCGCCCGCUGGCUCUCCUCAGCUCUGUCUCUGCUGCUCCUCAGUGCAGUGGGCAGGCGGACGGGGGGUCUGGAGGGGGCGACGGGGACGACGUGCACCAGGUGGAGCGCACUGAACAACAAGGUCCUCUCUCAGGACGGGGACGUGAUCCUAGGUGGACUUUUUAAUCUGUAUUACAUACCUUCAGCUGUACAGCAGGACUUCAUCAAGCAGCCGCGCUAUGAACCAUGCACUGGCUUAGAUCUUGAGACAUUGAAACAUUUGUAUGCUUUGGCGUUUGCGGUGGAUGAAAUCAACGGGAACAGCUCCCUGCUGCCGGGAGUCAAGCUGGGCUACAGCAUAGUGGACAGCUGCGGCCGAUACCCGUGGGCACUGCAAGAUACACUGUCACUGGUCGGAGGAAACACACGCAGCUGCAACUUAACAGCCUCUACACCACAGUCUGCAUCGCAUGGACAACCUGGAGACACAAGUGGGAAGCCUGUUCCUCUGCUGAUUGGGGCUUCCUCGUCCACAACAGGGAUAAUACUGUCCACGACCCUGGGGCCUCUCUCUAUACCAAUUAUCAGCUACCAGGCCACCUGUCCCUGUCUGAGUGACCGGCUCAAGUUUCCUAACUUCUUCAGAACCAUCCCCAGUGACAUUUACCAGGCCAGGGCCCUCGCACAACUUGCCAUACGCUUCCACUGGACGUGGGUUGGGGCUGUACAUGCAAACACCGCCUACGGUCAAUUGGCGAUGCAGGUAUUUAAGGAGGAGAUUAAGGGGAAGGGGGUGUGUCUGGACUUCGUAGAGACCGUCCACCGGGAGACCAUUGAGAGAGAUGCGAGACGUGCGGCACUCACAAUCCAAGCUUCCACUGCGAGGGUGACUGACAGACAGUUUCUGGCCAGUGAGGCCUGGAGCACCAGUGACGAUCUCCUCCAGGACCCUGCCGUCUCCAAUGUGGCCAGCGGCGUUCUUGGCGUGGCCAUCCGAAGUUCACCAAUACCCGGGUUUGAAAAAUAUCUCAGGAAUCUGCACCCAGUUCGUCGUCCGCAUGACGGGUUCUUAAGAGACUUCUGGGAAAAGGUGUUUGGAUGUAGUGCAGGGGGGGUAGCAUCAUUUGCAUAUUCCUCUUCAUCUCCCCGUGCAUCGAAUGGCUCCACUUCAUCUCCUGCCAAGGAGUCUCUUCACAGAGCCUCUCUGCCCCCCUGCAGUGGCACAGAGUCUCUGGAGGGGCUUCAGCAUCCCUUCACUGACACCUCUCAGCUCAGGGUGGUUUAUAAUGUCUACCUGGCUGUGUAUGCUGCUGCCCACGCCCUCCACAGCCUCCUCUCCUGCUCUAGCAGAGACAGAGACAUCUCAACCUGCUCCUCUCCAGAUCACAUCAAACCAAAAGAGCUGUUGCAGCACUUAAACCAGGUGAACUUCACCACACCACAAGGUGAAAUGUUGUAUUUCCAAGGAGCUGACACUCCAGCAAAGUAUGAUCUCGUAAACUGGCAGAAAACUCCAGAGGGGCCAAUGAAGCUCGUUCUGAUUGGCCACGUGGACGGGUUCGAUCUCCUCCUUAACCAAUCAGCCAUUCAGUGGAGCACGGGAUCCAAUCAGGUGCCUGUGUCAGUGUGCAGUGAGAGCUGUCCUCCAGGCAGCCGACUGGCCAACAGGAAAGGAGAACCCGUCUGCUGCUUCGACUGUAUCCAAUGUGCUGAGGGAGAGAUUAGCAAUACAAUUGGCUCCUCUCACUGUGAUCCCUGUCCGUCUGAGUUCUGGUCCAACGCUGAUCGAACGGCCUGCGUCCCUCGCCAGCUGGACUUCCUCUCCUUUAAUGAAACUUUGGGCAUUACCCUGACGACAGCAGCAGUGUCUGGUGCCACGGUGACGGCUGCGGUGUUCCUGGUUUUUGUUUAUCACCAUCAAACCCCCAUGGUGCGAGCCAACAACUCAGAGCUGAGCUUCCUGCUGCUUCUGUCUCUGAAGCUCUGCUUCCUGUGCUCGCUGCUGUUCAUCGGUCGUCCGUCAGUCUGGGCCUGUCGCUUCCAGCAGGCGGCUUUUGGGAUCAGCUUCGUGCUUUGUGUUUCCUGCCUGCUGGUAAAAACCAUUGUGGUUCUGGCUGUUUUCCGUUCAGCUCGGGCCGGUGCUGGAUCCUUGAUGAAGUGGUUUGGUCUGCGCCAACAGAGAGGAAGUGUCGGCCUCUUCACCUGUAUACAGGUUAUCAUCUGUGCCAUAUGGCUGUCCCUCAGCCCCCCAGUGCCUCAGCAGGAUUUUGGUCUCCGAGGGUCAAAGGUCACACUGAGGUGUGCCAUGGCCUCUCUGGUGGGCUUCUCUCUGGUCCUGGGCUACAUCGGCCUGCUGGCCUGCUCCUGCCUCCUCUUGGCCUUUCUCGCCCGGAAACUCCCGGACAACUUCAACGAGGCCAAGCUGAUCACCUUCAGCAUGCUGAUCUUCUGCGCCGUGUGGGUCGCCUUCGUCCCCGCGUACAUUAGCUCUCCUGGGAAGUACGUUGUCGCUGUGGAGAUUUUUGCGAUUCUUGCCUCCAGCUAUGGUUUGCUGCUCUGCAUUUUUGCCCCGAAAUGUUUCAUAAUUCUCUUGAAGCCUGAGAAAAACACUAAGAAACACCUGAUGGCCAGAUAGUUAUUGAUGUGUGUAUCAAUUUGUUUCAUAGUAAUAAUUCCAAUUCUAAAUGUGCCUCUUUGAGUUAUGGCUUAGAUUUGUAGAUGAAUAAUAGCUUCUGUUCCCAGACAUAAUUUAAAUAAACAGUAACAACAUUAAAUGCAAUGCUACCCAAUAAACAUUUAUUAACUCUGUGCUGUGUUUAAAUACUGAACUUCAAACGAAUAAAACGCAAAACCA
Molecule: messenger RNA, 2995 nt
Organism: Pleuronectes platessa (European plaice)
Lineage: Eukaryota; Metazoa; Chordata; Actinopteri; Pleuronectiformes; Pleuronectidae
Product: extracellular calcium-sensing receptor
Exons: 12
Coding region: 80-2776 (898 amino acids)
Biological process (GO): G protein-coupled receptor signaling pathway
Cellular component (GO): membrane
Molecular function (GO): G protein-coupled receptor activity
Source: RefSeq, a predicted model, not a curated record